Molecule: messenger RNA, 870 nt
Organism: Candida dubliniensis CD36
Lineage: Eukaryota; Fungi; Ascomycota; Pichiomycetes; Serinales; Debaryomycetaceae
Gene: CRG1
Product: Crg1p
Exons: 1
Coding region: 1-870 (289 amino acids)
Molecular function (GO): methyltransferase activity
Source: RefSeq, a predicted model, not a curated record
AUGACAUCCAUUACUAAUAAUAAUAAUCAACAUCAAGUUUAUUAUAAUAAAGGAUUUGAAAAAUCUAUUUCUGAUACUCAUUCAUGGAGAACAGUUAAAAAUUCAGCUAAUUAUGUUAUUCCAUUAAUUAAACCAAAUUUUAAAAUAUUAGAUGUUGGAUGUGGACCUGGUUCAAUAACUAUAGAUUUUGCACAAAAUUAUUUAUCAAAUGGUAAUAAUGGUGGUGAGGGUGGUUCAAUUAUUGGUAUUGAACCAACACAAGAAUUAAUUGAUAUUGCUAAUGAAAAUAAAUUAAAAUUGGUUCCUAAUUUAACCAAUAUUUCAUUUCAAAUUGGAUCAAUUUAUGAAUUACCAUUUGAUGAUAAUACAUUUGAUUUAGUUCAUGCUCAUCAAGUUAUUAUUCAUUUACAAGAUCCUAUUAAAGCAUUAAAAGAAUUGAAAAGAGUGACUAAACCUGAAGGAUUUGUUUGUAUUAGAGAUGCUGAUUUAGAAUCAAGUAUUGUUUACCCCAAUAAAUUUUCAUUAUUAAAUGAUUUUUAUGUAAUUAAAGCUAAAAAUGCUAUAUCUACUGAUACUCAAGCUGGAAGAAAAUUAAGAAUUAAAGCAUUACAAGCAGGAUAUGAAUCAAAAAAUUUGAAAACUUCAUUUUCUUCAUGGUUAUUAACUGAUGAUUUAAAUUUAAAACAAUCUUGGGUCAAUUCAACUAUUAAUAGAAUUAAAAGUGAUGUAGAAAAAUUGGAUCCAAAUGAUAUUGAAAAAAAUAAACAAUUGAAUGAAAAAUUUAUAAAAUUAUGGCAAGAUUGGUUAAAAGAUGAAACUUCAAUGUUUAAUAUGAAUCAUUUUGAAAUUAUUUAUCAAAAACCUACAUAA